This is a messenger RNA of Eupeodes corollae, 3733 nucleotides long. RefSeq names its product centrosomal protein of 131 kDa (gene dila). The coding region runs from base 145 to 3492 and encodes 1115 amino acids. The transcript is spliced from 14 exons. The record is from RefSeq and is a predicted model, not a curated record. Gene Ontology annotation, biological process: regulation of centrosome duplication; intraciliary transport involved in cilium assembly; cilium assembly. Lineage: Eukaryota; Metazoa; Arthropoda; Insecta; Diptera; Syrphidae. Gene Ontology annotation, cellular component: centriolar satellite.
GUCCGUUUGUUAGUAUCCGUGUCAGUCGAUAUAUAAAUAUACAAACAUUAAACAAGGAUUUUUGUCACAUAUACAAAAUUUCUUAAGCUUAAUGAUUCAAAAGCUUUCCACUUCCACUUUAACACCGAUAGCCACUCUUUUAGUAUGGAUUUGAGUUUGAAAGGAUCACAGAUAAAUUUAGUCUUACGGCAUAAGCCCAAAUCAUUGAAUGCUAAGCAAACACCAUUUCUCCAACGUCCAGGUUCUGCCUCGGUACUUCGACGAGGACGCAUUUCUCCAUUUUUAAAGCGACCCCAAUCGGCAGAUGCAAAAUAUUCAAGGUGCUUCGGUGGUGGAAGCUACAUAGAAGGCGAAUGCAGUGGAAAAUUAGUCCGAAAUAAACGAUACCUAUCGGUUUCUUCGUCUAAUCUUUUGAAAAUAUUGCUUGAUGAACCUAUAAAACGUUCUUGGUUGUGCCGAGACCAAUCCGAUGAUCAGCAGUCUGAAACUAGCACUUUCAGAAAGAGUUCUAGUGCAAACAACUUGGGAAGAUCAAGAAAAGACUCAUUGGAAAUUAGUAGCCAAGAAGGAGAUACAACUUCGACAAGGUCUUCCAACCAACAGCUUCAACAGAGAAUGAACCCUUCUUCAUCUUCUUCGCUUACUAACUUUUGCAAGGAGAAAUCAUGUCAAUCUAAUGACUUUUGGCACACAAAGAAGCCCGAUCUUCCAGGGAGAGUUUCCUUCAGUAAGGCUUCCGACAACACGCAAGACCUUGACGCACUCAGUGACUGUGACAACGAUAAGCAAUCUUAUUUCUACGGUUCCAAGAAGUCAGUUCACUUCGGAUCCUCUAGUGAAGUCCAAGCAGAGACAUUUGAAUACCCAAAGUGUCCAUCCGAGAAUUGUUCCUGUAGCACUCGGAGCUCAUCAACUGCCAGUGCUCAUGAUUCGCCAAAAAAAUGUGAACUUCCGCAUUCGAGUUCGACAUCUCCAGAAAAAUCCAAGAAUCGAGAAAGUGAAAGUGAAAGUGACGUGAUUCGACAGUAUAAAAAUGUAAUUGGUGAGCAAUCUUCAGAAUGCUCUUCUAUAGUUAAGAAUAUUCUUCAAGAUCUAGAACCAAAACAACACUGCCAGCUUAAUAACAUGGAACCAUUGCCAUUACCAUCGCUUGGGCAUUACGCUCAAUUAGAGAAGCAGAAUAAUUUUGCUGAAGUAAACAGUAAAAACUCCACGAUAGAAAUGUACAAACAGACCAAGAGGAAUCUUGUUCUACCAAUCACUGCCGUAUCCGUUCCAGCAGCACCCUCAAGUGAGUCAGUUAUUAACAACUAUUUAAAGGUUACUGCAAGUCCUAUUGUCACAACGAAAAAACGUUCAAACAAUAGACCUCCUUCUGCGACAAAAGAACGAAGAUCUAAAUCUGCUUCAGGAGCUGAAAAGUCACUUUCUAGCCAUGUAGGUGGAGUGAAACAUAAAAGGGGCUUCGGGCCAUAUCGCGAGGAUUCAAAUCUGGACGAAUUUCAAUUGGACAAGGUCGAUAGUUGGAUGUCUGCUCAAGUAACUCAACAAGAACGCGUCGUCAGUGGAGACCUUGAGAAAUUUUCCAAAGAUAGCAUUGACGGAGAUGAGGAUUCAUCAACACAGGACAGUUCGCAGAUUUCAAAAUCAGAUGAAAACUCACAAGAUGAUUCGACUUAUGAGGAGAUAGUUUCAGUGAUUAAGGAAAUUGAGGAGGACAAGAAAAAAGAUAACUAUGCGGAAAGGACGGUGGAAAACGAGCUUAAGCUAAAUUCUAUUGCUCAAUUGGAUCCUGAUGAAAUAGAACCACCAACAUCAUCAAACAAUGCAAAGUCACCCGAUAAAUACAGAGACAUUUUAAGUUACCUUGAUGAUGUGGAAAACAGUUGUGACAAGACGCUGCUAGAAACUCGUAGAUCUAUCCCCGAAUCCAAUCGUUCUGAAAUCGAAUUCGUUGUGGAGCCCGAUAUAGCUGAAGAUGUUCCUAAACUUUCAGAUCUUUUAAUGCUUCCAAAUCACCAACUAGCCCGUCGUGUGAUAAGUCUCAGUCUACGUGCCAAUGAACUUGCCAAUGCAGUACUCCUUUCAAAGGAGCAUCUAAUAAAAACUCGUAACGAAAAACAAAAAGGACUUCGGACUGAGAAACAAAACACAGCUAAUCGUUUGCGCGAACAAAAGAAACAUUUCGAGGGAAUUGUUUCUCGCCAUCAGGGUUUCAUUGAGCAGCUUCUUAAAGAUAAAGGCUCCUUAUGUGAAAAAGUUGCAGCACUUACGCGAAGACUCGAGAGUCAAAAUCAGGCAUGGGAGCAUAAAUUGGAAACUGAAGUGGCGCGAGUCAAAGAGACAACUCUAGCAGGGGAAAAAAUUCGUCGUGAACGAUGGGUCCGCGACAAUACUAAGAAAAUCAAGGAACUUACUGUUAAAGGAUUGGAAAUGGAAAUCAAUAAAAUGACAUGUGAACAUCAACGAGAAAUCACAGAGUUAAAACGAGCACAUCAGCAGCAACUAUUAGAUGCCGUAGAUGAGGCCCGUAUGAAGCAUGACCAGAUUGAACAUAGCAUAAGAGAGUCUUGCGCUCAAGACCGCGAAACUAUAAUUGAAAAGGAACGUAGCGCAAUCAGAGAUAGGUAUGAAAGACAACUUCAAGAGGAAAGAUCAAAAUUCGACGAAGAAAAGGCAAAGUUAUGCGAAGAGCUUGCUACGGAACGCGAAAGCCAUCAAGCUGAUUUGAAGGAUAAAGAAUGUGAGAUGCAACGGAAAAAACUCGAAAUGCAGCGCGAACAGGAAGAUGCCGUUGAAAAUGCGACAAGGGAAUUGGUCGAGAAGAUGUCCAGGAUUGAAGAAAAAUACCAAAAUCGGGUCAACUCUAUGGAAAAGCAAUACGAAUCUGACUUUGAAAUCUGGAAAAAAGAAUACGAAAACGAAGCAAAAAUGCGUCAAGUUGAGAGUGAAAAUGCAAUUCGUCAGCAUUAUCGUAUUGAAAGGGAUCGCCAAAUUGACACCAUUGUAACAAGAAUGGAUAACGAAGCCUUAAAAAAUCAAGAAGAAUUUGAAUCAAAAAUCGAACGAUUAAAGGAGAAAUACGAAAAGGACAUCUUAGAAGCAGAAACAGUCGAAAGAAAUUUACGUGAAAAAUAUAACGAGACAAGAACCCGUCUGGCCGAAUCUGAUGCUCAGGUUAAAAAUAGCCAAGCUGAAUUAAAACAAUUGCACAUAGAACUCGACCAUAGUAAGAAGAUGUGUAAUGAAUUUCUUGUGGAACGUGAACAUCUGCGGGACAAUGUACGUUCUGAAAUUGCAACUGAAGUGGCUACCCUUAAAUCGGAGCGCGAUAAUGAGAUUCAAAAGAUACACAAAAGAGUUCAACAAGCCAUCGAAAAGAAGGACACAACAAUUGAAUUACUACAAAAGGAGAACGGUGCUCUACGGGAGAGAUGCAUCAAGCUGGAGGCAAUUAUACGCCAGCAAAGGAAGGACUAUUGUGUUAAAUGAAAAAUUUCCUUUUCCCUUUUGCUACUGGUGGUGAUGGUGAUGGUCGGGUUGUGGCUCGUAGGGUUGCGAUGGCCUCCAGUAAUGUCAGAGAUUUUUAAUUUAAGUAUUUUUUUCGUUUAUAUUCCUUUUCUUUUAACUUUUCUGUGCUGCUGAUAAAUAUAAUAAUAAAUUAAUAAAUUUAGAAAAAAAAAACUUUGAUAAUUAGUAGGUAAUUAAAAUUUUUACUUGGAUUUAAAAUAAA